ACUCUCGCCUCUCAGGCAGCCCAGUCCAGCAUGGUCAGACAUCUGGUCCUGCUGUUGCUGGCCCUGGGGGUGCUGGCCGGGGAGCUGUUGCCGAGGACCGAGGCCCGGGCAACACCCUACGGAGUGAAACUUUGCGGCCGUGAAUUCAUCCGAGCGGUCAUCUUCACCUGUGGGGGCUCCCGGUGGAGACGUGCCCGCGACGCUGUGGAAGAUGCCUUCCCAGAGGUGGACACUGACUCAGAGAGUGAGCUGGAUGAGGCAGUGGCCUCCAGCGAGUGGCUGGCCCUGACCAAGUCCCCUCAGGCCUUCUACGGGGCCGGACAGGGCUGGCAGGGAACCCCAGGGUCUCUGCGGGGCAGACGUGACGUCCUGACUGGCCUAUCAAGCAACUGCUGCAAGCGGGGGUGCAGCAAGAGCGAAAUUGGCAGACUCUGCUAG
Molecule: messenger RNA, 438 nt
Organism: Budorcas taxicolor (takin)
Lineage: Eukaryota; Metazoa; Chordata; Mammalia; Artiodactyla; Bovidae
Gene: RLN3
Product: relaxin 3
Exons: 2
Coding region: 31-438 (135 amino acids)
Cellular component (GO): extracellular region
Molecular function (GO): hormone activity
Source: RefSeq, a predicted model, not a curated record